AUGAUGACCAUGACUACGAUGGCUGACGGCUUGGAAGGCCAGGACUCGUCCAAAUCCGCCUUCAUGGAGUUCGGGCAGCAGCAGCAGCAGCAGCAGCAGCAGCCGCCGCCGCCGCCGCCGCCGCCGCCGCCGCCGGCGCCGCCGCAGCCGCACUCGCAGCAGAGCUCCCCGGCCAUGGCCGGCGCGCACUACCCGCUGCACUGCCUGCACUCGGCGGCGGCGGCGGCGGCCGGCUCGCACCACCACCACCACCAGCACCACCACCAUCACGGCUCGCCCUACGCGUCGGGCGGCGGCAACUCCUACAACCACCGCUCGCUCGCCGCCGCCUACCCCUACAUGAGCCACUCGCAGCACAGCCCUUACCUCCAGUCCUACCACAACAGCAGCGCGGCCGCCCAGGCGCGAGGGGACGACACAGAUCAACAAAAAACCACAGUGAUCGAAAACGGGGAAAUCAGGUUCAAUGGAAAAGGGAAAAAGAUUCGGAAGCCUCGGACCAUUUACUCCAGCCUGCAGCUCCAGGCUUUAAACCAUCGCUUCCAACAGACUCAGUACCUGGCCCUGCCCGAGAGAGCGGAACUGGCAGCUUCCUUAGGACUGACACAAACACAGGUGAAGAUAUGGUUUCAGAACAAACGCUCUAAGUUUAAGAAACUGCUGAAGCAGGGCAGUAACCCGCAUGAGAGCGACCCUCUCCCGGGCUCAGCAGCCCUGUCGCCGCGCUCGCCCGCGCUGCCUCCGGUGUGGGACGUUUCAGCUUCCGCCAAGGGCGUCAGUAUGCCCCCCAACAGCUACAUGCCCAGCUAUUCGCACUGGUACUCCUCACCACACCAGGACACGAUGCAGAGACCACAGAUGAUGUGA
Pipistrellus nathusii (Nathusius's pipistrelle) is the source of this 867-nucleotide messenger RNA. The record is from the annotation of a GenBank genome assembly. NCBI's taxonomy places the organism in Eukaryota, Metazoa, Chordata, Mammalia, Chiroptera, Vespertilionidae.